UUUUUCUUCUUUUUCUUUUUUGGAACCAUUACUCAUUUUCCCUCUUUCCUUCUUUUUUUCUUUUCCAUCUUCCUACCAUUAUGACUUCAUCAAAGUCACAGACAUGUUGUCGAUUCAUUCCACUUAGUACUGGUGUACUUAUUAUCACUAUCUUCGGUAUCCUCAACAAAUUAUCUGGUUUUUAUGGAAUUAUAUCGUUCGAUUUCUCGGAUCCUGUAGCAUUUGCUGUUUAUAUCUAUUCUUUAUUGGCAGUCUUGAUUUGUGCUUAUGGUCUUUAUGGUUUACAUACGAUGAACAUUGAUAUAGUGCGUUGGUAUACGAUAUUCUAUUGGGUGGAUUGUUUUAUCAGUACAGCAACUACGAUAUGGUUUGCCACCAAAUGGUAUGCGUUUACCGACCAUAGUUUACCUGAAUUAGCCGAUAAUCCUAUCAAACAGAAAGAACAUGAUGAUGUAUUCAGAAUGGAAAGCAUUGUCAGCAUAUGCUUAUUGGUUGUACUACGAUUGAUCCAUUUUUACUUCGCCAUUGUCAUUACUAGUUAUUAUCGUUCUAUGGGUCAUCGUUAUUCUAAGUUAUCCAUUGAUCGUGAUUUCGAAUAGUUGUUUUCUUUUUUUUUUUAAUAUAGAAUAUUUAGUUUUUAUUCAUAGUAUACCAUUCUCGCCUUACAAAAUAC
Messenger RNA from Halteromyces radiatus, 673 nucleotides. RefSeq names its product Inositolphosphorylceramide synthase subunit Kei1-domain-containing protein. Lineage: Eukaryota; Fungi; Mucoromycota; Mucoromycetes; Mucorales; Cunninghamellaceae. The coding region runs from base 81 to 599 and encodes 172 amino acids. Gene Ontology annotation, molecular function: inositol phosphoceramide synthase regulator activity. Gene Ontology annotation, cellular component: Golgi membrane; inositol phosphoceramide synthase complex. The record is from RefSeq and is a predicted model, not a curated record. Gene Ontology annotation, biological process: inositol phosphoceramide metabolic process. The transcript has 5 exons.